This is a messenger RNA of Diospyros lotus (date-plum), 1528 nucleotides long. Its product is annotated as ankyrin repeat domain-containing protein EMB506, chloroplastic. Gene Ontology annotation, molecular function: protein binding; chloroplast targeting sequence receptor activity. NCBI's taxonomy places the organism in Eukaryota, Viridiplantae, Streptophyta, Magnoliopsida, Ericales, Ebenaceae. Gene Ontology annotation, biological process: protein targeting to chloroplast. Gene Ontology annotation, cellular component: chloroplast outer membrane. The record is from RefSeq and is a predicted model, not a curated record. The coding region runs from base 79 to 1068 and encodes 329 amino acids. The transcript is spliced from 7 exons.
AUUCAUUCAUUCCAAACAGGGUGUUACCCUAUCCCCAGGGCUGAUUCUGCCUUUGCCGGGCUGUAUGUCUGUGCAACGAUGCUAUCCUUUGCUACUCCAACUUUCCGAUUGAGGCGAAUGCCCCCAAUUCCAGCUGUCGCCGCCCCAGCUUCUUCACCGCCCACUUGUAGUUGCAGCAAAAAUUCCUUUCGGUCGAUCGGCGUUCGUCCAGAAACAUCAAUUUUCAGAGUGUAUUUUGCCGAUGAGAGCUCAAAACUAUGGCGCAUCUCCGCUUUGGGGAGAACUCCAGCAUUUUGGGAAGAUCCCGACGACGGCAGUGGCAGCGACUACGACGAAGAAGACGACGACAUUGAAGACGAAGAAAGUAACUUGGAUUUCGAGAGCGACUGGGAAGGAGAAGAAGAAUUAGUUGCUUCAGCUCGGGCUCCUUCUUAUAUUGCUAAUAAGCCCUCAGUAGAAGACAAGUACGAGGAGGACCUUCUGGAAGAGGUUGAACAGCUUUUGGGACCAGAAGAAAGAGCUAUUUUGCAACAGAAUGCAGCUCCAAAUAUCAGUAAAAUAUCAACAGCAAAAUGGAGCCUUCUUCAUUCUCUUGCACUUGCUGGGCAGAUAAGGUACAUGGACAUGCUACUUGCAAAUGGGCUUGACAUUAAUCUUGUUGACAAGGAUGGUCUGUCUGCUCUGCAUACUGCAAUUAUUGGUAAAAAGGAGGCUAUGAUCAGUCAUCUAUUGAGAAAAGGUGCAAGACCUAACAUUAGGGAUCGGGAUGGUGCUUCCCCUCUUCAUUAUGCAGUUCAAGUUGGAGCCAGGCAAACUGUGAAGUUAUUAAUCAAAUACAAUGUUGACUUGAAUGCCACUGAUAACGAAGGAUGGACACCAUUGCAUAUUGCUGUUCAAAGUAGAAAUAGAGACAUAGCAAAAGUUUUGCUUGUCAAUGGAGCGGACAAGAACAGAAGAAAUAAGGAAGGGAAGACGCCCCUUGAUCUGGCCUUGUGUUAUGGCAAAGACUUUAAAUCUUAUGACCUCGCCAAAUUGCUGAAGAUUGUACCAGCUAACAGAGAAUUGUGAAUGUAUUCCUACACUCUACUUUGGGAAAACAAAUAAGAAUUGGCUGUUAAUGCUGGUGAAAUGGUCCAUUAAAGUUCUCCCAGGCGACGAGAGACAGACACUUAGAGAUCGUUUGGCUCAUCAAGAAUGAUCUACCUAGGUUACCUAUGACAUGCUAAAUUUCACUGAUCCUGAGGUGCAACCGGUGAAAAGAAGAGAAUCAUGAGAAAUUGGGGGAAGGGGGGAGGAGGUGUUGAAUUUGAUGCUUGUGUUGCAGCUCAUGACAAGUUAACUUCUUGUGGCUGCAGGUUGCAGAAUCUUGAAGAGUUAGUUAUCAGCUGGUUUUUUUAACAGUAUAAUGUGCUGUGUUUGAUGUAUUUGAUCCAAUUUUAUGAAGGCUGACUGACUCUUCCUAAUUGUAUUGGGGCCUGAAUCCCUUUAAUUCCUCUUGCUUGGAUGAUUUUGGAUGUUUUAGCAGCUA